UCGUUGAUUUUUUUUUUUUUAUUUUCUCUUGCGAUGUUGAGUUUGUAUCGACGCAUUGCACUAACGACCACAUGAACGCAGUACACACAAUCAAACACAUAAGAUAGUUUUCUUUCAACGACAUUCAAUCAGAUCAUUUUAUAUCGAGGCUUACUUCAUACCAAGAAAUGAACAACGUGUAUUUCUCAACAAAUUAAGUGACGUGAUUCCAUAUUCCACGAUUCCAUACCUCAUGAAUGCGAAAAUAAAAUAGUUGAUUUUGAGAAAUUUUAAAAUUGUGAAAGCGUGAAAAACAACAAUUUUUUUUUUCAAAAUUGGAUUAAUCUAGAAAAGUAAAACUGAUAUGGAUUGGGAAAAUGUAAUGGAAAAAAUGUUUGGCGAAUUCAAGGAUUAUACACUUGUUUCUUUGAAUAAAAUGAAGCAAAUUCUUAUACGCAAUGGCCAACCGAUGCAAACAGACAUCAAAGAACAUAUUUUGACCACAGCGAAAGCACGGUUAAAAGCAAUUCACGAUGGAAUGGAAAUCAGCUUUGUACUCGAAGAACAAAAUUUGAUGCAAACGACUUCGGAUGAAGACAAAAUGAAUUGCAGACAAACCGGAGAUUCCAUUAAAACUGACUUGAAUGUAGAAGCGACAAAUGGAAAUAAAAAGAUGACCAAUAAAAAUAAAACUGUAAACAUGGAAUGGAAACAAGAGUUGAAAGAGUUCUUUGUUUUACUAGAAAGAAAAGCCCGUAUUUCGCUGAGAGAAAUAAAAUUGGCGCUCAAUCGCACUGGACAAGCGAAUGUUCCGAACUUCAAAGAUUUCUUUUUGGAAACAUCAACUAAUUGCUUGAGAGAAGCGCUCAGUGAAUUCGAAAUCGAUUCGCGGCUUGAAGACUUUAAGGAGAAUGUACGUUCUUUAUUUCGUCCAAAAAAGAACAUCCCGCCCAAAAAUGAAACCAACACCUACUCGAAUGAGGAUAUUGAAACAAUCGAUGUGGAUGACUCAAGCGAUGAUGAUGAUGUAGUUGGAAAGACCGAUUUUUCUGAUAUUGAAGAAGCCAUUCCGCUAAUUGUUGUUGAGACGGAUCCACAAUAUGUAUCGUCAACUCAAUCUUCAGUUCCCCAUGGAAUGGCACUGCCGUUACAACACUAUCCCGUAUCAACACUAUCCCCUUCGAUGCAUUUGGCUGAAUCAAACGAAAUCGAACAUCUGACGAAUUCAUCUGUUCCAAAUCACCAAUGUAUUGAUUCCAAUGAUGGAGACCACUUUGUUUCUGGAAUGGGAAUUCAAAUUGAUGAUGCAGACCCAAAUCUUAGUGUUUUUGAUGACAGUGUAAUAGCAUCAUCGUUGAAUUGUACCACUUCUAGUGUGACACACGGUCCGUUUAUUCAAAAUAGUUUACCAAAUAGUAUUUUGAAUUCAACCAGCGGUCAGUGGGUCAAAUUCGACCGUGCCCAAUCGAAGUAUAAUGGUAAUUUGAAAGAAGUUAGCAAGACCAACAUAGCAAAUAAAAUAUCGAACCAACGUAAUGAUGAAGAAGUGAAAUCAAUGGACAAACCAACGCGCAUCCGUAAAUUACCUAUUCGAUAUAAUGAUUACAUCAGCGAAAAACCAAUGUGUAAACCAGCAAACAAAAAAAUACUAAUACGAUGUGCAUACUGUUUCCGCGGCUACUGCAAACAAACCGAAAGGGAUAAACACGAAAUAUUGUGUAAAAUAACACGAUAUGAGUGUCACAUUUGCAAAAAGUUCAUCACUGUGAAUUUUGCUUUAUUAAAAACGCAUAUGCGCAAGCAUACCGGUAUAAAACCGUUCCAAUGUUCUUAUUGCUUGAAGCGUUUUUCGCAAAAAGGCAACCUAAAUGCUCAUUCGGUUAAGAAACACCUAUGAUUUGAAUAUGAAUGAUCGAAAAAUAAAAAUCAGUAAAUUGAACAAAAAACAAUCCGUUGAAUCGGUAGUAAAUAAAAUGUUGCCUCGGUUAUUUAUUAAUUUAGGAAAAAA
Contarinia nasturtii (swede midge) is the source of this 1987-nucleotide messenger RNA. RefSeq names its product zinc finger protein weckle-like. The transcript is spliced from 5 exons. Gene Ontology annotation, cellular component: nucleus. Bases 344 to 1876 code for a protein of 510 amino acids. NCBI's taxonomy places the organism in Eukaryota, Metazoa, Arthropoda, Insecta, Diptera, Cecidomyiidae. The record is from RefSeq and is a predicted model, not a curated record.